Coregonus sp. 'balchen' is the source of this 18110-nucleotide messenger RNA. The record is from the annotation of a GenBank genome assembly. NCBI's taxonomy places the organism in Eukaryota, Metazoa, Chordata, Actinopteri, Salmoniformes, Salmonidae.
GCUUGGAGGGCAGAGGGUCUACCAUUGUCCACAUCCAGCAAUGAGGCCUGCAAAAUGUAUGAUGCUAUACUCACUCAGGUAGUCAUUUCAUUAGCGCUGUCUACACACACACACACACGUUUGUUUUACUAUCCUUGUGGGGACCAAACAAUUGAUUCCCAUUUUCCAUAACCCCAAACCUUUAAUACUAAACCUCUUACCCUAAUUGUAACCCAGUGGCGGUUGGUGACAUUUAGAUUAGGGAGGAUGGCCUUAUUUCUAUUACAGCAUAUUGGAUGACUCAUUCAUAUCCUAUUCACCCAGCUCAAUGUAACAAUCGAUAGGUUUAGGCUACUACAUGAUACUUGAAUUUGCCCUAUAACCAUCAUGAGGUAGCUACAACCUAGCCUACAAAUGAACGUUAAUAACGUAGGUGCAGAGGUUGAGACAAAUUGGAGUAAUCAAGGUGACAGACAGUGACACAUUCAAUACCGCCAGCAUCUAGCUGAUCAGGGGUGUAAUCAGUAGUCCAAACAGUUAAACUAAAAUGAGACUUUCUAUUGGACAAAUUCAGGCAGGUCCAUCCCUGUUCCAUUAGCUUCGGUUUAGGAAACGUUUUGCAACAGAAUCAGUGGAAUGAAAACAUCCCUGAUCACCCUCACACACAGAUAACUUCUGUAGCAGCCACAUACAGUGUCAUCACUUUGCUUCUUGUAUAAUUCCUUCUCGAAUCUAUGCGCUCUCCUCCUUUCACCUUUUCCCUUCGCUUGUCAACUUCAGUGCACGACACAACAGCUGUCUGUGACCAGGUGAAAAACUUCUCCAAGCCAAACCUUCAUACCAUAACUGCUAACGCUAACCACUACACAGCCUAUAUCACAGCCUCGUCCAUGUGCUCUCUGCUGCUGCUGCUUCUCAAUUUUUGAAGAAAUGAAUUUAACUGUUCAACUAUUGUCUUUCUCUCUCUUUGAGUCAACAACUCACCACACGUUAUGGAUAAGAGCGUCUGCUAAAUGACUAAAAUGUAAAAAGGAUAACUUUUUUAAAUGUUUCACUUAAAAAAUUUCUGAAAUUCACUGAGUAGGAUGGUCCUCCCUUUCCUCCUCUGAGGAGCCUCCACUGUUGCAACCCUAAAUCUAACCCCAUAGCCUAAAAUAGCCUUUAUCCUUGUGGGAAAAAAACACACUCACAAAAUGGUAAUUAUGUAUAAUUGCUGACAUAAACCUAACAACUUACCGGAGAGAGAGAAAUAUGUUCUUUUUUAUGAUCUGAACACAUUCUGUUUAUUUUUUGGGUGUGGUUAUCUUAAACCCCAGUAUGUAACCUGGCGCAAUGAUGAGACCCUUGGAGGAAUCGAGGGAUGCAUCUCUGCAGUCAAGUCGGCUGACCCGGACUUUGGUAUGUAAGAACAUAAAACAUAAAAAGAUAGCAUUGUGUGGGUGUUAAACCCUUAGUAGGCCUGCACAGAAUCAUAUUCAGCCCAUAAAGAUACGUUAUUAACAAGCAUUGGAAAGAGGUUACUGGAGCAUUGUUAAGGCUAUAGCAAUGACACUCAGUAGGCUACAUUCAGGACUUCAGUCUAAAUACAGUACAAAAUGGUAACAUUGAGGAUUAGGCUAACAUUUGAGUGUAGUACAGUGCUGUGAACUUCCCAGUCUGAAAUCAACCCUUGCCUUAUGUCAAGACACUUCUCAUAGAUCUGAACGGAGCAGAUGGGUGUAACCAAUCUGGUGGAAAUUCUACCUACCUAGCCUUUCAGAUGACGAGGUGGAGCCAUGGCCAUAUUAUUUUACAUCCAUACAAUUCUUUCAGAUCAUUGAGAAGUGUCUAGGAUUGGAGCUAUGAGGUUGAAUUCCAACUAUCCGAUGUUAACUCUGAGGGUCUACAUUUAUCACUACUAGCUUUUGAGAGAAUAGUGAAUGAGUAUCUAGGGGUAGAGGCUAGGGGUUGAGUAGGCCUUCAAACUUAUCAAAAGUGUCCCUGUGCCCUGUAGUGAUGGGUCAUGUGAUAAGCACGGGGCUGGAGCUGGUGGGGACGGGGAGUUCGGUGCGUCUGAAUGAGCGCCUGGCCAGCGCGGUGAAGAGGACCGUAGAGCUCAGCCAGAUCCAGCAGGACAUUACCACCAGGGAGAGGCUGCAUGUCAGGGCCAUGGAGCACUUCUCCAAGGGGUGAGAACCAGGGAACCACUGGAGAUCUGAGAGAGAUCUGGGCCCGUAUCCACAAAACAUCUCAGAAAACGUCCUAGGACUCCUGGUAACCUGUUUUUAAGACCAAAAAAUAAACUCCCAGCUAAGAGUAGGUUUUAGGAUGAUUGUAGGACUGCCCAGACAAACUCUGAGCCAGGAGUAAAAUCAACUCAUAAAAGUUUCUCAGCUGGUAAUCACGACAGUUUGAGUUACCGCAAAGGAAAGAUGGUGAUGACACUCUUUGACAUUGUUGCAAAUGAUGGGGAAUAACCAAUCGCAGUAAGGCAUCACCAUCUGUGAACUCUAUAGGUAACGGGCUUCAGACAACCACGGUGAAUGUGACUGUACAUCAAAUGUUGCAAUGGUAAAAAGUUUGUUCUAAUUUUCACCUGAUACGAUCACUUUACCUACUCUUAAUUAUUGCCUAAUAUGUUGGCAUGCAUUACCAAUUCGGAUGGUUGUUAAAAGCAGAAUUUGGACAAUAUUACCAUUAUGUCAACACACUUGUCACUCCUGUUUAACAACUCCGAAUCGCUUUGGUACAGUAGGGGUGUAUUCAUUACAUAAACCGUUUACCAUUUAAGAACCAAACAGAAGCAAACGGAAAGAAGCGGGGAGGGCCCUACCUGAGUUUGUCCAAUAGAAACUCGCGUUUGCGUUUUCCAUUUGUAGUGACCGGUUUCUGAUGCAAAACGUUUUGCAACAGAAUUGGCAUAAUGAUUACACUCUAGGCAUCAAGUCACUUGCCGAUAAUGUUGCAUACAACGUUGCAUACAAAGUUAACAUAAGCCCUAGAUGCCUUCAAUUGGCCAAUUUAUAGGCAUGCCCAAUUUAUAAAUUUUUUAACAAUGUGAUGUUGUGUUCCAAAAGGAUAACUUGAAAUAACAUGAUGUAGGUAAUUAAAUAAUAAAAAAUAAAAACAUGUUUAUUUAUUAGCCUAGUUGUUAUAAGUAUUCAAGCAUAUAUAAUUGUGAAAUAGACCUUGUGAAAUCAUUGUCAAAAACGCAAGAGAUACUGUUACAUGUAGGUCUAGAUUACUUAUGGAUUGAUCAUAUAGAAGUAUCAAAACAUUUUAACAACUCCAAAGCAAUUGCAUGUGGCGCAGGAACCACUGACUCACUGGAUUUUUCUAUUAUCAAGACACCUGCUAGUAACUUAACUGAUUAGGACAGCUCAUGUGGUCUCUUAAAUAUGUAGACUAGGUGGGAAUCUUAUGACUAAAGAGGCUUCAUGCAUAGCUUUUAUUUUUACCCAUAAGAGUAGGGCAUUUUCUACUCUUGAGACGGUUUGUGGAUACAGGCCCUGAUUUACUUUGUUGAUCCCAGGGGACAAUAGAAGUGUCAUAGCACUGAAUUGAGGUCCAAAUCUUGGACAGCAGAAGAGAUUCCACAAGCGUAAACAAAACACAUCUGUUUGGCUCGUCUUGAGUAAUAGCAUUGGAACCGGGUCAAAGGAAAUCCCUGGAGGAUUGAGGUCACCCAGCAAAACAGACCAUUCAUACACCAGUACCUUUGUUUUUACCACGGGACUCAGCCUUAUGACUACGCCACAUGCUUCUAAAAACAGUUCCUUCCUUAAAAAGUCAACACAUCUAGGCAAUAGAGUUAUAAUAUUAGUGUCCAAGAGCACAAUUAUGUAGCACAACUCCAAUCUAAAACCAAGGUAACAUUUCUCAUUUAAUCUAAUGUUGGUUUGUUUUCAUUGCGUUCCUGGGGUUUUAAUCUGACUUGAGACAAUAGAGAAUAACUACUGGCUGUCCCCUGUAGGAGUUUCCCUAAGGCGUGUGACGUGUGGGAGGAGAUCCUGGUGGAACAUCCUACUGACCUGCUCGCCCUGAAAUUUGCCCACGACGGCUUCUUCUACCUGGGGGCCCAGACCCAGAUGAGAGACUCUGUGGCCCGGGUGCUGCCUCACUGGAAGCCCCACAUGCCUCUCUAUAGGUAGGGUUUACACAAUUGCACGUGGGUCUUCUUUGUACUCUGAGGAUAUGCUAUUGUUAACUGUACCAAGGGUAUCUUAUCUGAUUACCCUUGUCGGGGCAUUGUGAUAGGUUCAUGGCAUUUACUGAAGAAAAAUGUCACGCAACUUGUAAAGUGUUGGUCCCAUGUUUCAUGAGCUGAAAUAAAAGAUCCCAGAAAUGUUUCAUAUGCACAAAAAGCUUAUUUAUCUCAGAUUGUGUGCCCAAAUUUAUUUCCAUCCCUGUUAAUGAGCAUUUCUCCUUUGCCAAGAUAAUCCAUCCACCUGACAGGUGUGGCAUAUCAAGAAGCUGAUGAAACUGUGGCUUUGCACAACCGAAUAAUUUCUGCACACACUGUCAGAAACCGUCUCAGGGAACAUCUGUGUGCUCGUCGUCCUCACCAGGUUGUUGACCUGACUGCAGUUCGGCGUCGUAACCGACUUCAGUGGGUAAAUGUUCAACUUCGAUGGCCACUGGCACGCUGGAGAAGUGUGCUCUUCACGGAUGAAUCCCGGUUUCAACUGUACCGGGCAGAUGACAGACAGCGUGUAUGGCGUCGUGUGGGCGAGCGGUUUGCUGAUGUCAACGUUGUGAACAGAGUGCCCCAUGGUGGCGGUGGGGUUAUGGUAUCGGCAGGCAUAAGCUAUGGACAAUGAACGCAAUUGCAUUUUUAUCGAUGGCAAUUUGAAUGCACAGAGAUACCGUGACGAGAUCCUGAGGCCCAUUGUCGUGCCAUUCACCCGCCGCCAUCACCUCAUGUUUCAGCAUGAUAAUGCACGGUCCCAUGACGCAAGGAUCUAUACAUAAUUCCUGGAAGCUGGAAUUGUCCCAGUUCUUCCAUGGCCUGCAAACUCACCAGACAUGUCACCCAUUGAGCAUGUUUGGGAUGCUCUAGGUCGACAUGUACGAUAGCGUGUUCCACUUUCCACCAAUAUCCAGCAACUUCGCAAAGCCUUUGAAGAGGAGUGGGACAACAUUCCACAGGCCAUAAUCACCAGCCUGAUCAACUCUAUGCGAAGGGGAUGUCAUGCUGCAUGAGGCAGCGCGACAUGGAGCGUGAACAUUUCUGAUCCACACCCCUAGCUUUUUUAAAGGUAUCUGUGACCAACAGAUGCAUAUCUAUAUUCCCAUUCAUGUGAAAUCCAUAGAUUAGGGCCUAAUUUAUUUAUUUAUUUAAAUAGACUGAUUUCCUUAUGAACUGUAACUCAGUAAAUUCUUAGAAAUUGUUGCAUGUUGCGUUUUAUAUUUUUGUUCAGUGUACUUUAGACUUGAGACUCAAGGUUUCAGUCGGAUAUAGCCUUCUUGGUAAUACCGUAUUUUUCAUAUUAUGUGAACUCUUGAGGGCCAUUCUAGUGAAAUAACUCCUUAAGGCUUGUAGUAGUCCGUCAGAGGCUCCGUCUCAGCUACAUAGUAAUUGCCUCUGUAUAUUAGUGCUUAUGGUGAUCAACAAUCGCCACUGGCAGUCAGACCAUGAAAAGAGUCCCAACAGUUGAUUCAAAUCGAAUAAUUCCAUCGAUUAUUCUAAAACAAGUUGAUGGCUAUUUAUAAUAACAAGGUGUUUAUAAUUCAUCCUUAAAUGCACUACACAGAAAAUAAUGAACUAGCUAGCUAGCCUCGGGUCUGGUAUUGCUAUAGCACUGCUUUUAUUCUUGUACUUUUGCCUGCAGCUACCUAAAAGGCUUAUAUUCCUUUGGACUUCUGGAGACUCAUUUUUAUGACCAGGCUGAGAAAAUGGCUAAAGAGGUAAGAUGUUCCUCGCAGUGUCAAUUUGCCAUGGAAAUGAUUCAUUCUGUCAUCAUAAAAUGGUCUCUGCUGGUUAAAUUGCCAUCAAGGUUGGACAAUCAAACCACAUUCAGAAGACAUCUAUUAUUGUGCAGAAGUUUCAUUGGCAUAGGCAAUCAACUCUGCUGGACUGGACUGACCAAUGUGCUACCAUCAGAGGUAAUUGGCAUAGACAUGGUCCAGUGAAAGUCCUUCUCCUCUAACCUCUGCCCUCCAGGGCCUGGCUCUGACCCCGGAGGAUGCCUGGUGUGUCCACUCUGUAGCCCACGUCCACGAGAUGAAGGCAGAGGUGGAAAAGGGCCUCAAGUUCAUGGAGAGCACAGAGAAAGACUGGGCGGUGGGUUGUCAUCACGAGUCCCUCUGCAGCAUGUCAUUCAACACCUCAAUAUGGCCUGGUACCAGAUCGGUUUGUGCUGUUUUGCCAACUCCUAUGGUCAUUGUCACGCCAAUGCAUACAGCUCUGGGACCAGGCUUCAACUAUCUGUGUAAAUAGGUAAUGAAUUAGAUGUUUUCAUUUGCAGGGAUGUGACAUGCUAGCCUGUCAUAACUACUGGCAUUGGGCCCUAUACUUCAUCGAGAAGGUACAUAUUGAUGAGCUGCUCCAGUCAAGUGCACUGUUUUCAGGCAGAAGGACUGUUGGGAUACAAUUUAUAUUUGUUGUACCUUCCUGUGGGUUCUCUGAAGUGUAAAGUUGAUUACAGUAGGACAUUACAUUUGUAUUAGUGUGCAUUAUCUGUAUAAUUAACUUUGACUCAUGCUUGUUUUUCAAUUUUUGGGAUUUAUUUGUGUUUUCUCCCUCGCAGGGAGAGUAUGAUGCAGCUCUGAACAUAUUCGACAGCCAGGUUAGUGCUCUCAAUAAGUUUUCAUCAAGACUAAUUUGGCCUCGCAGACGGUGUGCCAGAGGCCGUCCAAGAAUCCUACCGUAGCAGCACUUAUGGGAGCAGCGUAAAAGCAAUAUGGUGUGGUAAUGUUGUACUGCUGAGUGCUGCAGACUGGUGGUGUGUCAGUCAGGUCUAAAGUCAAUAAUAGAAGUUCAAUCUGUUUUCGUUCAAAAAUAAUGAACAAAUCAGGGCCGUAACUAGGGUUGGCGUUUUAUUGAGGUCUGAAAGUCCCCGCAGCAAUGCUCCAACAUCUAUUGGAAAGCCUUCACAGAAGAGUGGAGGCUGAUAUUGCAGCAAAGGGGAGACUAACUACAUAUUAAUGCCCAUGAUUUUGGAAUGAGAUGUUUGACGAGCAGGUGUCCACAUACUUCUGGUUCAGUGUGUAUGUAUGUAUGUAUAUAUAUGUACAGUUGAAGUCGGAAGUUUACAUACACUUAGGUUGGAGUCAUUAAAACUCAUUUUUCAACCACUCCACACAUUUCUUGUUAACAAACUAUAGUUUUGGCAAGUCGGUUAGGACAUCUACUUAGUGCAUGACACAAGUCAUUUUUCCAACAAUUGUUUACAGACAGAUUAUUUCACUUAUAAUUCACUGUAUCACAAUUCCAGUGUGUCAGAAGUUUACAUACACUAAGUUGACUGUGCCUUAAACAGCUUGGAAAUUUCCAGAAAAUGAUGUCAUGGCUUUAGAAGCUUCUGAUAGGCUAAUUGACAUAAUUUGAGUCAAUUGGAGGUGUACAUGUGGAUGUAUUUCAAGGCCUACCUUCAAACUCAGUGCCUCUUUGCUUGACCUCAUCAGAAAAUACAUUGUAGACCUCCACAAGUUUGGUCCAUCCUUGGGAGCAAUUUCCAAAUGCCUGAAGGUACCACGUUCAUCUGUACAAACAAUAGUACGCAAGUAUAAACACCAUGGGACCACGCAGACGUCAUACCGCUCAGGAAGGAGACGCGUUCUGUCUCCUAGAGAUGAACGUACUUUGGUGCGAAAAGUGCAAAUCAAUCCCAGAACAACAGCAAAGGACCUUAUGAUGAUGCUGGAGGAAACAGGUACAAAAUUAUCUAUAUCCACAGUAAAACGAGUCCUAUAUCGACGUAACCUGAAAGGCCGCUCAGCAAGGAAGAAGCCACUGCUCCAAGACCGCCAUAAAAAAGCCAGACUACGGUUUGCAACUGCACAUGGGGACUAAGAUCGUACAUUUUGGAGAAAUAUCCUCUGGUCUGAUGAAACAAAAAUAGAACUGUUUGGCCAUAAUGACCAUCGUUAUGUUUGGAGGAAAAAGGGGGUGCUUGCAAGCUGAAGAACACCAUCCCAACCGUGAAGCACGGGGGUGGCAGCAUCAUGCUGUGGGGGUGCUUUGCUGCAGGAGGGACUGGUGCACUUCACAAAAUAGAUGGCAUCAUGAGGAAGGACAAUUAUGUGGAUAUAUUGAAGCAACAUCUCAAGUUAAAGCUUGGUCGCUAAUGGGUCUUCCAAAUGGACAAUGACCCCAAGCAUCCUUCCAAAGUUGUGGCAAAAUGGCUUAAGGACAACAAAGUCAAGGUAUUGGAGUGGCCAUCACAAAGCCCUGACCUCAAUCCUAUAGAAAAUAUGUGGGCAGAACUGAAAAAGCGUGUGCGAGCAAGGAGGCCUACAAACCCGACUCAGUUACACCAGCUCUGUCAGGAGGAAUGGGCCAAAAUUCUCCCAACUUAUUGUUGGAAGCUUGUGGAAGGCUACCCGAAACAUUUGACCCAAGUUAAACAAUUUAAAGGCAAUGCUACUGAAUACUAAUUGAGUGUAUGUAAACUUCUGACCCACUGGGAAUGUGAUGAAAUAAAUAAAGGCUGAAAUAAAUCAUUCUCUCUACUAUUACUCUGACAUUUCACAUUCUUAAAAUAAAAAAAUAAAGUGGUGAUCCUAACUGACCUAAGACAGGGAAUUUUUACUAGGAUUAAAUGUCAGGAAUUGUGAAAAACAGAGUUUAAAUGUAUUUGGCUAAGGUGUAUGUUAACUUCCGACUUCAACUGUAUAUGUAUACAGUACCAGUCAAAAGUUUGGACACACCUACUCAUUCAAGGGUUUUUCUUUAUUUUCACUAUUUUCUACAUUGUAGAAUAAUAGUGAAGACAUCAAAACUAUGAAAUAACACACAUGGAAUCAUGUGGUAACCAAAAAAGUGUUAAACAAAUCGAAAUAUUUUUUAUAUUUGAGAUUCUUCAAUGUAGCCACCCUUUGCCUUGAUGACAGCUUUGCACACUCUUGGCAUUCUCUCAACCAGCUUCAUGAGGUAGUCACUUGGAAUGCAUUUCAAUUAACAGGUGUGCCUUGUUAAAAGUUAAUUUGUGGAAUUUCUUUCCUUAAUGCAUUUGAGCCAAUCAGUUGUGUUGAGACAAGGUAGGGGGGUAUACAGAAGAUAGCGCUAUUUGGUAAAAGACCAAGUCCAUAUUAUGGCAAGAAUAGCUCAAAUAAGCAAAGAGAAACGACAGUCCAUCAUUACUUUAAGACAUGAAGGUCAGUCAAUCCGGAACAUUUCAAGAACUUUGAAAGUUUCUUCAAGUGCAGUCGCUAAAAACCAUCAAGCGCUAUGAUGAAACUGGCUGUCAUGAGGAGCGCCACAGGAAUGGAAGACCCAGAGUUACCUCUGCUGCAGAGGAUAAGUUCAUUAGCGUUACCAGCCUCAGAAAUUGCAGCCCAAAUAAAUGCUUCACAGAGUUCAAGUCACAGACACAUCUCAACAUCAAACGCAUUAAGAAGGAAAGAAAUUCCACAAAUUCACUUUUAACAAGGAACAUCUGUUAAUUGAAAUGCAUUCCAGGUGACUACCUCAUGAAGCUGGUUGAGAGAAUGCCAAGCUGUCAUCAAGGCAAAGGGUGGCUACUUUGAAGAAUCUCAAAUAUAAAAUAUUUGGCUCUGUCGUAGCCGGCCGCGACCGGGAGAUCAUGGGGCGGCGCACAGUUGGCCCAACGUCGUCCAGGGUAGGGGAGGGAAUGGCCGGCAGGGAUGUAGCUCAGUUGGUAGAGCAUGGCGUUUGCAACGCCAGGGUUGUGGGUUCAAUUCCCACAGGGGGCCAGUAUGAAAAAAAAAUUUUAAUAAUACAAAAAAAUAAUGUAUGCACUCACUAACUGUAAGUCGCUCUGGAUAAGAGCGUCUGCUAAAUGACUUAAAUGUACAUUUGUUUAACACUUUUUUGGUUACUACAUGAGUCCAUGUGUUAUUUCAUAGUUUUGAUGUCUUCACUUUUGUGUAGAAAAUAGUAAAAAUAAAGAAAAACCCUGGAAUGAGUAGGUGUGUCCAAACUUUUGAUUGGUAGUGUGUAUAUAUACUUUUUUAGUGUUGUACAUUUUUGUAGAACAUAUUUGAGGUCCGAACCUCGGUGUCCUCGUGUAUGUAGUUACGGCCCUGGAAAAUAUGAAAACUAAAGCUACAUGGUGUCUCUGGAAUAUAUGCUGUCAUUUUAUAAUAUGCAAUACAGCAGUCAAAUCUGCCCUUUAUUAUUUUAUUGGUACAUUGGGAAUGGAUAGAAAACUACUGUAUAAAUUCCAGAAAGUAAAGCAAAUAUGAGCAAAUUGAUAUUCCCUUGUUGGAGAGGCGUUUUAAGUCACCCAUACGGCUGCAGUCUGUGUACUGAACAGAAGUGACUGUUUCCCCUCAGGUGUCUCGGCGCGGUAGGGCUUCAGGGGCCAUGUUGGACACUGUGGACGCCUGCUCUCUACUCUACAGGCUGGAGAUGGAGGGUUAGAUGCUCUUACUACUCUAGUCUUACUGUUACACUCAGCUGACUGUGUGUGUGUGUCUUAUCUAUAGGCCUGUCUUCAAUGUUUCUGUUUGUGUGUCUUGAUUUACUUUAUUCCUGUGUGUCAGGUGUGUGUGUGAAAGACCGCUGGCGGGAGCUGCAGCAGCUCACAGAGCCCCACACUGACGACCAUGUGCUGUUGUUCAACGACCUCCACUUCCUCAUGUCGUCGCUGGGAGCCAAGGAGUCCGGGGGAGCGGCCCAGUCCCAGCGCCUGCUGGAGGGCCUCCGGGAGCGGGCCAAGUGAGCACCACACCACCGCUACCACCGCUGGCUUAUGAAACUCCCACACAGCCCCCUUACAUAACACAUGAGGAGAAAAUGAGUGGGAGUAUGGCAGGGACUGGGGGGGGGGAGCGAGAGAGGGAGAAGCCUCAGAGUGGAGAGGGAGAGCAGGGCCGAUCCCACAGGUGGUGGUGUUUACGUGUGUGGCUGUAAUGUGUUCUGACACCCCUGACCACAGGCUCUAUACACUAUGUUCCUCAGCGAACCACCCCUUCUGUGAAAAAAAUCCAAUCCUGGGCAGAUGUCAUGUUUCUGAAUGUUACGUAACAAGAAAAUGUAGCGUGGAGGCUGCCAAGGCACCUUUGGGCCAAUGCAGCUUUUUGAGAGGGGAAAAAAUCAAUUCCCAAAGUGAGGAGUGGAAAACUCAACUCCAUUAUGCUGGCCGACUGGGCUCUUACAGAUGUAUGAGCUUUUGGUAAAUUGAUUUUGUUCACUUAAUGCUUUCUGCUAUGACAAUUUUCUUCUGGAAAAUCAAACAAUUCUAAGUAGCCAAUGUCACCAGUUGAGUGGAUGGUAGCAAAUAGACUUGUUCUUUACGUGCCUCAAACUUAGCAAUAGUGGUUCUUAAAUUAAUGUUGAUCCAUAGAGUUGACUGUAGUAAUCCUUUGUAUCUCAUUUGGUGUUUCUUGCGUUGUUUGGUGAGCUCUCCCACCAGCCACACACACCAUUACGUUCAAACACCAUGUGUCUUUAUAGAUCACCUGAUGUUUACCACCACCAUUUGUCUGCCCCUAGUGGUCGGGAGUAUAAUUCUCAGAAUAAUACCAAAAUAUAAGUUGCACCCAAAUUGGCUCCAACACUUUCCUUAGACCAUAACAUAUAGAGUAGGCUACCCAUAGAAAUAGAAUGUCUCAAUAAUUAUACUUGUCGUUUAUUUAAUUUUGAGGCAUCCUUUGUUUCCGUGUUUGUGAACAGUGAUGCAUGCAUAGUUAGAAAACAUUUGUCACUCCACAAUGAUACCAAAAACAAUAACAAAAAAAUACAUUGUGGACCACUCAAAUUGAGUUUUGAGACACCUAAAAACAAUCAUAGUCAAACAUGGUACAGACGUCAUCUAUAAUGCAUUACAUCAUCUAUACACGUAUGCAUAAACAAAGCAAAGUACAGUGGAUGAAAGGACAAAUAGGACACUUAUAAAAUAAACAUCUCCGUUGGAGGAUAAGGUGGCAGGCUUUGGCGCAGGCAUUUACAUUAUUGUUACCAAAUAACAUUUCACAAUCUAUUUUCAUCAAUACCGUUAAAAUGUUCAUUUUAUGCUGGACAGCUGACAAAGAGCAUCCCUAAUUUCGUUGUAUAACCCACAGUAAAGCAAGGUAUGAGCUUCAGUUUCAAUGGAAUCAUCAUUACAAAAACUACAUACACAUUUAAAAGGUAGGGCACCCGUGGCUUUACACUGUAAUGAUGGCACCAAGGGCACGACUCACAUGGUUAGCUUCGUACUUAACAGACACAUUGUAAUUCAAAAAUGUAUUACUUGUACUCACUGACAUCUCAUAUGGCAGGACCACAGGAGAAAAUGAAAGGUGUUCUAGGCAUUGUAUAGUUCCUAUAGUGUACUACCUUACUUUUGUCUACCUUGAUAUUCAGGUUCCAUUGUUCACACCAAUAUUUAACAUUUCUUGAAGCUCAUCUUCAGUUUCAGAGAUCAAUACAAUGUUAUCUGCAUAUAAAAGAACAGACACUUGUUCAUUGUUUAGACAGACACCCUUUUCUAGGGCUUUGAUGGCCAGAGUGAGAUCAUUAAUAUAUAUUGAGAACAGAAUAGGUGAUAAAAUGCUACCCUGUUUCACACCAGUGUCUAGGAAUCAUAUUGGAAUGCAUAGUCUAGACUAGAGAUUUUAUGAAACUAACUCUGUCUGGUGUGAUGUAUUGUCGUUUUAGAGUUUCACAUUUUUCUCUCUUCUGCAUUCACAUGCAGUAAUGCCCUACAGUAUCCGUUAUCAAAUGUUAAUCCUACAACGUUUUGUAAAUCCAUUUUACCUUUAGUCUGGCUGUGUAAUGAUGAAACCCUAACGUUUAUGGCCAUGAACUGUAUCUGACAGUACAGAAUAAAUCUCAGACCUAAUCUUUAUAAUUCCAAUAUGAUUCCUGGUCCUGUUUGGCUCAGAGAGUAAGAGCAUGAUGCUAGUAACACCACGGUUGUUGGUUCCAUUUCUGCAGGGAUCACAUACCGUUCAGUGAGAGCGUACAUUUUUUGUAAGUUUGCAUAGGGCUUUUGACAACUCCAUUGUCUUCGAUCUUCUCCUGCUGUGUGUCCAGUGUUCCAGAGGAGAACUACCAGCACCAGCUGGCUGGCAGCGUGGGGCUGCCCAUGUGUCAGGCCCUGCUGGAGUACGACCAAGGCAACUACAGCCGCGCCGUGGAGCUCCUGCAGCCCAUACGUUACCGCAUGAUGGAGAUAGGAGGCAGUGAUGCGCAGGUGAGCCCCAUUUGUGAACAAUCAGGGGGGGGGGUUUCAGGAGCUCUAUGGGCUUUGAAGCCUAUGCCUGGACUAAAAGGUAUGUUCAAUGGGGAAUGUCUUUCAAAAGUGCUUUUUAGGCCAGGAAUAGUUAUAAUCUAUGUCAGAGAAAAGGACCUUUGAUAUACACUCACUGAGGCAUUCAGGCUAUAGCAGUCUGUGUUUCUCUAAUAGGCCUUUAGGGAUGGGAAUGUAAAGUGUAAUAGAAUGUAAAGCACAGUGCAAUGAGUGAUUAAAUAAUUUUACCCUGUGUUAAUUUAACCACAAUGCAAUCGUCCAUAGGCAAACAAUCCCUAUGUAGGUACGACCAUAGAAAUAAGAAUGAAUAGAACAGGCUUGGAAACUCUGACCCUGGCAAUAUACUGGUAAACUCAUGGGUACACUCACAAUGGCUGCCUGGUAUUGUGAUGCAAUAAUUUUGGAAUGUUCUAUCAACUGAUGCUGGAUUGACAUGGUAAUGUAGAAUGUUCAUUCAAAUUAUCCUAACUGAUAUGGCUCAUGCAAUGGAAUGUAUUUUUUUUUAUUUGAGUUGACUCAACAAAUCACAGCACAGAUUGACGGGUACACUUCCUUUAAAAACUUUUUUUUUUGUCAUUUUAGCAGACGCUCUUAUCCAGAGCGACUUACAGUUAUUGAGUGCCUACAUCUUUUUUUUUUUUGUCUUCUUGUUUUUUCAUACUGGCCCCCUGUGGGAAACGAACCCACAACCCUGGCGUUGCAAACGCCAUGCUCUACCAACUGAGCUACAUCCCUGCCAGCCAUUCCCUCCCCUACCCUGGACGACACUGUGCCAAUUGUGCGCCGCCCCAUGGGUCUCCCGGUCGCGGGCGGCUAUGACAGAGCCUGGAUUCGAACCAGGAUCUCUAGUGGCACAGUGGCAUGGUUACACUCAAAAUGGCUGCCAGUCCACACAUAAUGCCAUCAUUGACUUGAAUGGAGAUUCCCUUUCUAUUCAUUCUUAUUUCUAUGGGUACAACAGCAGGGUCGUAUUCACUUGGCAAGAAACUGAAGAAAACGGGCCGAAACGGGCAGGUGCUACCCGAACUUGUCCAAUAAGAUGUUUUUUUUCUGUUUCCGAUGCACAAUGUUUUGAAACGGUGUGCCCUAAUGAAUACGAUCCAGAGGAGUAGUCUGUGGUAAAAACAUCUAUUGUGUCUUGUGUGUACUGUAAUUGCCUUGUUUGUUCCCAUUUCUCAGAGAGAUGUCUUUAAUCUGGUGCUGAUUCACGCAGCCAUGAAGUCAGGAGAGACACAUCACCAGAAAUUAGCCAGGUAAAAUACCUUGAUGAGCUGCCUCCAAUUGAAAGGCUUUUUGCUCUAAUUUGCUAUGUUAUUAGCCCUGUGGUAAUUUCAAUACUGUGUCACUGUGAUUGGACAUUGACAUAGAUGCCAAGCAUGUUCCUUUCUCAAAAUAGACAUUGAUGAGAAAAAAAGUGUUAGGUUCUGAACAGAGUUAAAAACUCAAGCGCACAACUAGUAAAAGCUCAAACCAAGUUUAUUCAACCCACUGGGUGCCUCAGCUGCAAUCACACUUUGCACGUUAUCAAACAACCAUUUAUAUGUCAAGACGAGAUUAGGGGUGUAACUUCUCAGAACUGCUAUGUGUUGCCCAAUACUGCCUAGCUGUUGUCUUCGUGGUUGAGCAGUCUAGUAGCAGCUCCUCUUCAUCCGGUCACUUCUCCAUGAUGUUUACAAGUCACGUUCUGUUCACCUUACUCAACAGACCUUACUCAACAGACCACGUUCUGUUCCCCUUUUCUCUCAUAGUAACUUUCCAUACACAACGUUCCUAUUCACCCAUCAAAUCAAAUCUUAUUUGUCACAUACACGUGUUUAGCAGAUGUUAUUGCGGGUGUAGCGAAAUGCUUGUCCUUCUAGCGCCGACAGUGCAGUAAUAUCUAACAAUUUCACAACAUAUACCCAAUACACACAAAUCUAAUAAGGAAUGGAAUUAAGAAUAUAUACAGUGGGGGGGGAAAAGUAUUUAGUCAGCCACCAAUUGUGCAAGUUCUCCCACUUAAAAAGAUGAGAGAGGCCUGUAAUUUUCAUCAUAGGUACACGUCAACUAUGACAGACAAAAUGAGGGAAAAAAAAUCCAGAAAAUCACAUUGUAGGAUUUUUAAUGAAUUUAUUUGCAAAUUAUGGUGGAAAAUAAGUAUUUGGUCAAUAACAAAAGUUUCUCAAUACUUUGUUAUAUACCCGUUGUUGGCAAUGACACAGGUCAAACGUUUUCUGUAAGUCUUCACAAGGUUUUCACACACUGUUGCUGGUAUUUUGGCCCAUUCCUCCAUGCAGAUCUCCUCUAGAGCAGUGAUGUUUUGGGGCUGUCGCUGGGCAUCACGGACUUUCAACUCCCUCCAAAGAUUUUCUAUGGGGUUGAGAUCUGGAGACUGGCUAGGCCACUCCAGGACCUUGAAAUGCUUCUUACGAAGCCACUCCUUCGUUGCCCGGGCGGUGUGUUUGGGAUCAUUGUCAUGCUGAAAGACCCAGCCACGUUUCAUCUUCAAUGCCCUUGCUGAUGGAAGGAGGUUUUCAAUCAAAAUCUCACGAUACAUGGCCCCAUUCAUUCUUUCCUUUACACGGAUCAGUCGUCCUGGUCCCUUUGCAGAAAAACAGCCCCAAAGCAUGAUGUUUCCACCCCCAUGCUUCACAGUAGGUAUGGUGUUCUUUGGAUGCAACUCAGCAUUCUUUGUCCUCCAAACACGACGAGUUGAGUUUUUACCAAAAAGUUCUAUUUUGGUUUCAUCUGACCAUAUGACAUUCUCCCAAUCCUCUUCUGGAUCAUCCAAAUGCACUCUAGCAAACUUCAGACGGCCCUGGACAUGUACUGGCUUAAGCAGGGGGACACGUCUGGCACUGCAGGAUUUGAGUCCCUGGCGGCGUAGUGUGUUACUGAUGGUAGGCUUUGUUACUUUGGUCCCAGCUCUCUGCAGGUCAUUCACUAGGUCCCCCCGUGUGGUUCUGGGAUUUUUGCUCACCGUUCUUGUGAUCAUUUUGACCCCACGGGGUGAGAUCUUGCGUGGAGCCCCAGAUCGAGGGAGAUUAUCAGUGGUCUUGUAUGUCUUUCAUUUCCUAAUAAUUGCUCCCACAGUUGAUUUCUUCAAACCAAGCUGCUUACCUAUUGCAGAUUCAGUCUUCCCAGCCUGGUGCAGGUCUACAAUUUUGUUUCUGGUGUCCUUUGACAGCUCUUUGGUCUCGGCCAUAGUGGAGUUUGGAGUGUGACUGUUUGAGGUUGUGGACAGGUGUCUUUUAUACUGAUAACAAGUUCAAACAGGUGCCAUUAAUACAGGUAAUGAGUGGAGGACAGAGGAGCCUCUUAAAGAAGAAGUUACAGGUCUGUGAGAGCCAGAAAUCUUGCUUGUUUGUAGGUGACCAAAUACUUAUUUUCCACCAUAAUUUGCAAAUAAAUUAAUUAAAAAUCCUACAAUGUGAUUUUCUGGAGAGAAAAAAAUCUAAAUUUGUCUGUCAUAGUUGACGUGUACCUAUGAUGAAAAUUACAGGCCUCUCUCAUCUUUUUAAGUGGGAGAACUUGCACAAUUGGUGGCUGACUAAAUACUUUUUUUCCCCACUGUACAUAUAUGGACGAGCAAUAACAGAGCGGCAUGGACUAAGAUACUGUAGAAUAUUAUAGAAUACAGUAUAUACAUAUGAGAUGAGUAAUGCAAGAUGUCAACAUUAUUAGUGACUAGUGUUCCAUUUCUUAAAGUGGCCAGUGAUUUCAAUAGGCAGCAGCAGCCUCUAAUGUGCUAGUGAUGGCUAUUUAACAGUCUGAUGGCCUUGAGAUAGAAGCUGUUUUUCAGUUUCUCGGUCCCAGCUUUGAUGCACCUAUACUGACCUCACCUUCCGGAUGGUGAACAGGCAGUAGCUCGUGUGGUUGAUGUCCUUGAUGAUCUUUUUGGCUUUCCUGUGACAUUGGGUGCUGUAGGUGUCCUGGAGGGCGGGUAGUUUGCCCCCGGUAAUGCGUUGGGAAGACCGCACCACCCUCUGGAGAGCCCUGCGGUUGCAGGCGGUGCAGUUGCCAUACCAUGCGGUGAUACAGCCCGACAGGAUGCUCUCAAUUGUGCAUCUGUUAAAGUUUGUGAGGGUUUUAGGUGCCAAGCCAAAUUUCUUCAGCCUCCUGAUGUUGAAGAGGCUCUGAUGCGCCUUCUUCACCACGCUGUCUGCGUGGGUGGACCAUUUCAGUUUGUCAGUUUGUUCAUUGACCCUUAACAUGUACAUUUAUUAUACAUGUAACAUAAUCAAUAAGUUCUAAUAUAAUGACAGGAAUAUGUUCAUUUCAAGUUAGAACCCAACAAAGGUGAAUGGCUAAAUACACAUGAUUGGUUUCUCUGUACAAUAUUUGUUUCUCCGUUUCACCAUAUAAUACACAUGACUAAGAAAAUGGUCCUCUCUGUCCAGUAAGAUUUUUAUGUUUUCUCUCGUCUUCGGCGCACUCGUUUGGGGAGUAGAAGAAGUAGCAAGAUCUCGAUAGUGCAGUCUUGACUGUUGAAUUUAAUCAGUAUGUUCUCAUGGUUAAGCGUGUCCUUAUUGACACCCCUGAAGUCUGUAAAAUACAGAAUGUCUGGGUGCAAUACAGACACAAUUCUCUGUAUACUGUGUUGAGUACACUGUGUACUGUAUCUGUUGAUUACCAUUGCUGAGAGCCUUUGUUCUCCAGUUAGAUGUUCUACUUAACUCAAUCUAGAACUCUCCUUUGUCUUGUGUUGUGCUGUCCUCCUGGAGAUGUCUGUUGGUGGAGCGAGAGGCAGCCAGGCCCAACUCUCCCCUCACUGACCGGCUGAUCCAGAGAGCCCAUGUCCUGCAUGCCUAG